Daucus carota subsp. sativus is the source of this 771-nucleotide messenger RNA. RefSeq lists its product as uncharacterized. The coding region runs from base 69 to 476 and encodes 135 amino acids. NCBI's taxonomy places the organism in Eukaryota, Viridiplantae, Streptophyta, Magnoliopsida, Apiales, Apiaceae. The record is from RefSeq and is a predicted model, not a curated record. The transcript has 3 exons.
AUAUAGAGGCAAUUGAGAAGAGAUCGGCAAAACCACUCGAGCUAUCCAUACUUUCGGAGACUGAAACGAUGGCACAAACAAUGAAGAUUGAUGUGGCACAAGCAAUGAAAAUGGGAGAAAAACUACCUGCUCCUGCUUCUGGCAUGGAACAAGUGUCUGUUAGUUUUGUGCAUGCAAACGAACUCACUUAUGCUGAUCCUUCUGCAUGGAAUUUCCAUGAUGACAUUGCUGAAUUUCUGGGAGGAAAUCCACAAGUCGAUGGAACAUACGACGCCAAAAAACUUGUCUUGGGAAGUGAGUACAAGGUGUAUUAUUAUGUAUCUAUGAAAGAUCGAAAGGAAACAAAUCCUGUGAAUCUCACACUGCAGCUUCCCCACGGGAAAACAAAACAGAGAACCGAAACAAUUACACUGGAUCCAAGCAGGUAUCAAGCAGUCUUUGUUGGGCAUCAACAUAUAUCCUUCUGGAGACAUUAAGUUUACAUUCUCCGGAGUUACUGGGGAUACCUGGAAGGGUCUGCUUCUGGAGUACGUUCUUGUUACUAGUAAUGGUUAAUCUAGCCCCCAACCACACAGAACAUACUUCUACCUUUCGGUAGUUGUUAUAUAUGUACUACUUGCAUGUGGAACUUAAGAAUAAUACGACUACCACAGGGUAGCUGCUUUGUUGUACUAUUGUCAAAUUAAAAAACUUAUGAAUAAUACGACUACCACUAGGUAGCUGCUUUGUUAUACUACCGACAAAUCAAUGGAAAAUAUUAAAAAUUUCAAC